Molecule: messenger RNA, 1595 nt
Organism: Zingiber officinale
Lineage: Eukaryota; Viridiplantae; Streptophyta; Magnoliopsida; Zingiberales; Zingiberaceae
Product: AAA-ATPase ASD, mitochondrial-like
Exons: 1
Coding region: 18-1433 (471 amino acids)
Molecular function (GO): ATP binding; ATP hydrolysis activity
Source: RefSeq, a predicted model, not a curated record
GCUGAAUUAGAAGGCCAAUGGAAAGGUUGGAGAGCUUCGGGAAAUUGGCGGAGUGGGGUUCAUCCGCACUCAGCAUCAUCUUCAGCGCUUCCACCUACGUCUGGAGGCGUAUAUAUCCUUACAUCGAGAUCACAUUCACCGAGUACGCCGGCGAGCAUCUCAAACGCAGCGAAGCUUACGCCGCCAUCGACGCCUACCUCGGUGACCUCUGUCGCGACACAGCAGUCCGUAUCAAGGCCAUGACCUCCAAUGAGGGCGGUGACAACGUCGUCUUCAGCAUGGACGACAACGAAGAGAUCGCGGUGGACUUGGACGGAGUCAAGGUCUGGUGGCUCGCCAGUAAGUCCGUCCCCAGGGUCACUUCCAUCUACUUCGGCCGGGGUCCCCCCGAGGACCCACGCUACUAUCGCCUCGCCUUCCACCACCGCCACCGUGAUUUCGUCGUCGGCCAGUACAUCAACUUCGUCUUGUCUAAAGGGAAGCAAAUUGCGGCCGAUCAGCGCAAGAAGAAGCUUUACACUAACAAGUCGACAAUCGGCUGGAAUCCAUACGAGCAGCGCGAGACCCUGUGGAGCCACGUGCCGUUCGAGCACCGGGCGAAGUUUGAGACGCUCGCCAUGGAGGAGAGCAAGAAGCGGGACAUCCUGGAAGACCUCGAUAGGUUCAGGAGCAACAGAGAUUACUACAGGAAGUUGGGGAAGCCGUGGAAGCGGGGGUACUUGUUGUACGGCCCUCCAGGCACAGGAAAAUCCACCAUGAUCGCUGCCAUGGCAAAUCACUUGGGUUAUGACAUCUACGAUCUGGAGCUCACGGCGGUGAAGGACAACACCGACAUGCGCAAACUGCUGAUCGAGACGAAGGAUAAGUGCAUCAUCGUGAUCGAAGACGUCGACUACAUGCUGGACUUGUGGAAUAGAAGAAAGAAGGUAAUUGAGGCCCAAAUUGAGGCAGAGAAGGCGGCGCUGGUCCCCAAGGCUUCUGACGAGGAGAGCAAGGUGACUUUGCCGGGCCUUCUCAACUUCAUUGACGGGUUGUGGACUUCGUGCGGCGGAGAGCGGAUCAUCGUGCUCACCACCAACCACUACGAGAGCCUUGACCCCGCGCUGAAGAGAAGAGGAAGAAUGGAUAUACACGUAGAGAUGUCCUACUGCAGCUACGAGGCCUUCAAGAUUCUGGCGAAGAACUACCUAAACAUUGAUGGCCACCAGUUGUUCCGCAAAAUCAAACGGUUGCUAGCGGAAAACGAGGUUACUCCGGCGGAAGUGGCGGAGGCCCUGAUGCAUAAGUCCGGCGAUGACGUGGAUACUCAGGAAGUUAGGAAAUGCCUUGAAAACUUAAUUGGCAUACUUAAGAGCAAGGAUAGCAAGUCGUCCUCCAGCAAAAUCAGCAAAAGAAGGCGCGUGAUAGAUAAAUCAGUAGGUGUUUUGUAUUAGUUGUUAGAUUGGUUGAAUAACACUUUAGCAACCAACAAUGGAGGCAGCAGCCCUUCGACCAGUCAAUCACAUAAUAGAGUGUCCUCUCUCUUUAGUCACUGUACUCUAUCGCUUUAUUGUUUGUGUUAUUAUUAUCAAUUGUAAUAGUGAAAAUUUUAUUUA